Molecule: messenger RNA, 1286 nt
Organism: Sesamum indicum (sesame)
Lineage: Eukaryota; Viridiplantae; Streptophyta; Magnoliopsida; Lamiales; Pedaliaceae
Product: large ribosomal subunit protein uL18
Biological process (GO): ribosomal large subunit assembly; translation
Cellular component (GO): ribosome; cytosolic large ribosomal subunit
Molecular function (GO): 5S rRNA binding; structural constituent of ribosome
Source: RefSeq, a predicted model, not a curated record
GUUUUCGUAAUUUGAUGCAGCGCCAAUUCAGUUUCUAGGGUUUAUUUAUAUGUGUUCCUCUGUCUGAAUGUCACUUUCUCUCUCUUGGGUUGGACGCGGAUUCAGUCUCGCUUGGACAAUGGCCUUUGUCAAAGCACAGAAGACAAAGGCAUACUUCAAGAGGUUUCAGGUCAAAUUCAAGAGAAGGAGAGCUGGGAAGACCGAUUAUAGGGCUAGGAUUCGCCUAAUUAACCAGGACAAGAACAAGUACAACACUCCUAAAUAUCGAUUUGUUGUGCGAUUUACCAACAAGGAUAUUAUUGCACAAAUUUUAUCUGCUACUAUUGCUGGAGAUGUGGUUUUAGCUGCAGCAUAUGCUCAUGAGUUGCCUCGCUAUGGACUUGAAGUUGGUCUGACAAAUUAUGCUGCAGCUUACUGUACUGGGCUUCUUCUCGCUCGCCGUGUCUUGAAAACACUUGAGAUGGAUGAUGAGUAUCAAGGAAAUCUGGAGGCUACUGGAGAGGAUUACUCAGUUGAACCAGCUGAUAGCCGAAGGCCAUUCCGAGCUUUACUUGAUGUUGGUCUUCUUAGAACAACAACAGGGAAUCGUGUUUUUGGUGCUCUGAAGGGGGCACUAGAUGGUGGGUUAGAUAUUCCUCACAGUGACAAGAGGUUUGCUGGAUUCUCAAAGGACUCUAAACAGCUUGACGCUGAGGUUCACAGGAAGUACAUUUAUGGGGGCCAUGUUGCAUCAUAUAUGACGAAUCUGAUGGAAGAUGAACCAGAGAAGUAUCAAUCACACUUCAGUAAGUAUGUCAAGAAAGGACUUGAGGCAGACAACCUUGAGGAACUGUAUAAGAAAGUCCAUGCCGCCAUCCGUGCAGACCCAACUGCUAAGAAAUCCGAAAAGCAGCCGCCCAAGGAGCAUAAGAGGUACAACUUGAAGAAGCUUACGUAUGAAGAGAGGAAGGCCAAAUUGAUCGAACGAUUAAAUGCUCUUAACGCUGCUGCUGGUGCUGAUGAAGACGAUGAUGAGGAUGACGAGUGAUUGUCUCAGGGGUACGGCACUGCAAAGUUCUUCUCUAUUGAGAUACAUACUGCUUCCUGCACUCCCAGCGACAACUAUUAUUGUUAAUGUUGGGAGUUCCUGUCCCCCCAUUUCACCAUUUUUGUAGUUUGGGUUGCUGAUUUAGUUAGACAAGUGAUUGAAUCUUCAUUUUCAUGGCAAAAUCCAAUUAUAUUAUCAGAUAGCCACAAGGACCUCCCUUGAGGCUUUAGAUUUUAGCAGAUGCGGAAAUGUUUUAUCA